Molecule: messenger RNA, 2871 nt
Organism: Ostreobium quekettii
Lineage: Eukaryota; Viridiplantae; Chlorophyta; Ulvophyceae; Bryopsidales; Ostreobiaceae
Source: the annotation of a GenBank genome assembly
AUGAGCGGCGGGGGGAAUGGGCCCCCCGCCGGGCCGUCGGCCGUGGGCGCUCUGCGCCUCUCAGAGGAGGAGAUCCUGCGAAGGGCGGUGGCGCUGCGGCGGGACAGGGAACUCGUACGGGGGGGGCCGCCCAAGGAGCCCGACCGCAAUUUCACGCACUGGGACCAGCUGCUGCAGGAGAUGCGGUGGAUGGCGGACGACUUCUCAAGGGAGAGGAAGUGGAAGGUCAGCCAGGGCAAGUUGUUCGCCCGGCGUUGCUCGCGAGCAAAGCUCGAUGCCGCAGCCAAGCAGCAGCAGCGAGAGAGGGAGGAAGAGCAGCGGAAGCGGAGGAAAUGUGCUUGGGUGGCCAAGGAGGUCAUGCGCUUCUGGCGCAAGGCUGAGAGGGUCGUGGCUUUCAAGACCCACUUGGCUGUUGAGAAACGCCGAAAGGAGCUCAUGGACAAGCACCUCGACUUCUUUCUUGGUCAGACUGAGCGUUAUACAUCGAUGGUCGCACAGAACCUGACUGGGGCUUCCGAAGGCCAUUCACAAGGCGAACCGUCCACCUCACAGCCAAGCCAAACCAACCAAACGGCAACUAAACCUGGAGUUGACAAUCCCCUGCUUGGUGCUGCCAAAUUUGGAGCUCAAAAAAGAUGCCCCAAUGGUGUACUAAAGCGGGUUGCGUUUGCCGAUGAGAACCAGGAGGAACUCAGGGCUAACAAGAAAGCUCGCACUGGUGACCCAGCUGAUGGCGAUCCUGCCCAACAAUUUGAGUGCAGCCCUGCAGUGAAGUUGCCGCCUGAAAUAGAUGCAAGUACUGCUGGGGGCAUGCUGCCUUCAAGAGAAUCGAGUCCUGUAAGCAGGUCGCCUGUUGGUGAUGGCACCCCAGGCAAGCCACUAGACCGAGGUGCCCAAUCUGUACACUUGACUGAGCUGGAUCAGCAGAUCCAGACAGCUGAUUCGAGUGAUGACCAUGAUGAUGAUUAUGACGCUUCGAAUGUGCAUGAGGAUCUGGACGAAGCCACUCUUCAAGAAGAGGAGCGCAGGGCUGCAGCUGAAGGAGGCGUGUCUCAGCAACAGGAACUAGACACUUUGAAAGAAGAAGCAGACCUGCCAUUGGAGGCAUUGCUCCAAAAGUACAAACUGUCAGUGACAGGUGAUUGCCGCCUGGAAAACGUCAGAUCAUCCUCACAGCUGGCAGAUGGGGGUGACGAAAGUGAUGAGGAUGUUGCAAGCGACACUAGGGAGGUUGGGGACGCAGGUCGGAAAGAGGUGACAGAACCUGUGAAGAACCAACUGGGUGAAAAGGGCAGGGCAUUGCAUCGGCAGGGUUUGCGGCCCUCAAAGAAUGGCAAGAAAGCCACUGUGGGUAGCCACAUGGUGCAUGCACUUCCAGGCCUCCUGUCUCUUCAAGACAGCUAUGGCGAGCAGCGUUCGAAGGAUGCAAGGCCCGAGCAGGAAAAGGGACUGGUGCAAACUUUGCUAUCUGGGGAGACAAAAGAUGAGGAAGGUGGCCAUUCUCCCAGUGGCGAAUUGGCAACAGAUUUGGCAGUGUCCAUUUCAAGAGUGGGGCCAACUGAGGCAGAUGAUGCUGACGACUAUGCAACAAGCAAUGAUGGGGAGGAUGAUGAGGCCACCCUUGAGGAGCAGGAGCAGUUUGAGGGCGUGGCAAGCGGCCACCAUAAGCAGGAGUUAACUGAGCUCAACAAGGAAGCUGAAAUCCCUCUGGAUGAAUUGCUAAAAAGAUACGGUGUGGGCGUGUCAAAUGAUUGCACCAUCGAGCCUAUUAGGGGCUCCCCAGGGGAGCCCCAGGAGCAGGAGGAUGCCUCGGCUGUGGGAAAUGCACUGCCAGUGUCAGUGACAGUGACAGUACCAGUACCAGUGACAGUUGAGGAAGACAACAAACCGUCCGCUCGUGGUCCAGACACUUUUUCUGAAGCUGCAGGGGCUCGAGAUGGGGGCCCAAAUGAGCGUGACGAUUUGGAUGGAGUUGCCUCCAAAGAAGCUGCUGAAUCCCACAACAGGAACAGCUCUUCCCAGUGUGACAUUGAGGCAGGCAAACAUGGCAAGGGGUUGGUCAUGACUGAGCACAGUGCAGCUGCUGAAACAACUGCCAGAGGGGGCGAUGCCAGUCCACAGAACAGGCACGGCUCUCCAAGUGCAGAAGUGCUGGCAGACGCUUCAGCAGCAGCGACCGCAGCCCAGCCCAGUGGCCACACACUCUCAACCAGCCAAGUGCGCACACAGGUUCCCUUCCUGUUGAAGCAUGCUCUGCGUGAGUAUCAGCACAUUGGCCUGGACUGGCUGGUGACGAUCUACAGGAAGCGCAUAAAUGGCAUCCUGGCUGAUGAGAUGGGCUUGGGAAAAACAAUCCAGACGAUCGCACUGUUGGCCUGGCUGGUGGCCGAGGAAGGUGUAUGGGGUCCGCACCUUAUAGUCGUGCCCACAUCAGUGAUGCUCAACUGGGAGAUGGAGUUCAAGAAAUGGUGUCCAGCCUUCAAGCUGCUCACGUACUAUGGGUCAGCCAAGGAGCGCAAGGCCAAGCGCCAGGGGUGGUCAAAGCCCAAUGCGUUCCAUGUCUGCAUCACCAGCUACACGCUGAUAUUGCAGGAUGCCAAGAUGUUUCGUCGGAAGAAAUGGAAGUACCUUAUUUUGGAUGAGGCCCACAUGAUCAAGAACUGGAAGUCUCUGAGGUGGCAGACGCUUUUGAACUUCAACUCCAAGCGCCGCCUUCUGCUCACGGGCACCCCCCUGCAGAACGAUCUCAUGGAGCUGUGGAGCCUGAUGCACUUCCUCAUGCCUCAUGUGUUUGCGUCACAUGCCCAGUUCAAGGACUGGUUCUCCAGCCCUCUGACAGGCAUGGUCCAGGGGCAGGAGGAAGUCAACAAG